Molecule: messenger RNA, 5495 nt
Organism: Perognathus longimembris pacificus (Pacific pocket mouse)
Lineage: Eukaryota; Metazoa; Chordata; Mammalia; Rodentia; Heteromyidae
Gene: Mbd1
Product: methyl-CpG binding domain protein 1
Exons: 16
Coding region: 256-2088 (610 amino acids)
Molecular function (GO): zinc ion binding; DNA binding
Source: RefSeq, a predicted model, not a curated record
UGGGUUUCACGUCCGGGACAGAGCGCGAGAAGCAGGCAGUGGAUUUCCGGUUCCGGGAACAACGAAUAGCCGCUGGUGCGACAGCUAGGGUUUCGGCGGCGGUGGCGGUGGCGGCGGCGGCCGCGGAGGUGCGAGAAAAGUAGGGCUAGGCGGGACGUGCAGGCGGCAUCUUCGUCAUGGGGCCGCAGGCCUAGCGGAAGCAGCGGGAGCCCCUAGCCCGCGCCAAGCUGGAUGCUGCUCCUUCCUUAAGCCUCCAUGGCUGAGGACUGGCUGGACUGCCCAGCCCUGGGCCCAGGCUGGAAGCGACGAGAGGUCUAUCGAAAGUCUGGGGUCACCUGUGGACGCUCAGACAUCUAUUACCAGAGCCCUACAGGAGACAGGAUCCGAAGCAAAGUUGAGUUAACCCGGUACCUGGGCCCUGCAUGUGACCUCACCCUCUUCAACUUCAAACAAGGCAUCUUGUGCUAUCCAGCCGCCAAGGCCCAUUCUGUGGCUGUUCCGAGCAAGAAGCAAAAGAAGCCUUCAAAGCCAGCAGCGAAGGCUCGGAAUCAUCAGGUUGGACCCAAAAAGGGUGAGACCAAGAAGGAAACCCCAAAGAAUGAGACCAAGGCUGAUACUGGCACAGCGCAAGCUUCAUUCCCUGCACCUGGGUGCUGUGAGAACUGUGGAAUCAGCUUCUCAAGGGAUGGUACCAAGAGACAGUGGCUUAAGACAUUGUGCAAGGACUGCCGAGCACAGAGAAUUGCCUUCAACCGGGAGCAGAGGAAGUAUAAGCGUGUGGGCUGUGGAGAGUGUGCAGCCUGUCUGGUAAAAGAAGACUGUGGAGCGUGCUCCACGUGUCUCCAGCAGCUCCCCAAUGAUGCGGCUCCAAGGCCGUUCAUCAAGUGUGAACAGAGGCGCUGUCUCCGGAUUGUGGAGAAGAGCCCAGGGUGUGGAGUGUGCCGAGGCUGUCAGACCCAAGAGGACUGUGGCCGUUGCAGAAUCUGCCUUCGCCCUCCCCGCCCUGGUGUCAGGCGCCAAUGGAGGUGUGUGCAGCGGCGCUGCCUUCGGGGUAAGAAACGCAGCCAUCGUAAGGGAGGCUGCAACUCCAAGAAGGCUCCCCGGCGGCGUGCCCAGGCUCAGCCACCACCUCCACUUCCCGCAGCACAGUCCCCAAAGCAUAGAGAGCUGCACACCAGUGCUCCAGAGCCCUCAUCACCUGCAGAGUUCAUCUAUUACUGUGUAGACGAGGAUGAACUACAGCCCUACACGAACCGGCGGCAGAACCGCAAGUGUGGGGCCUGUGCAGCCUGCCUACGGCGGAUGGACUGUGGCCACUGUGACUUCUGCUGCGACAAGCCCAAAUUUGGGGGCAGCAACCACAAGCGCCAGAAGUGUCGUUGGCGCCAGUGCCUGCAGUUUGCCAUGAAGCGACUACUGCCCAGUAUCGGACCAGGAUCCAAGGAGGUAGCAGAAUCGCCUCCACUUUGCCGUCGCCGAAAGAGGCCCAGUUCUGCAAAACUGCACCGCCCAGGCCCCACACGAAAUCUGUCUCGGACUAAACGCGCCUCUCGACCAGGCCUUGCCCAAUCUCCACCGAAGAAGGACAAGAAGGAAGCAGGUGGUGGCUUUGUAUUGCCCCCACCGGGUACCGAUCUUGUAUUCUUACGGGAGGGUGCCAGCAGUCCUGUGCAGGUGCCUGGCCCCGCUGUAGCCUCCACAGAAGCCCCAUUGCAGGAGGCUGAGUGUUCUCGCCUGAGUUGGGUUGUGGCCUUACCCCAGGUGAAGCAAGAAAAGCCAGACACCGAGGAAGAGUGGACCCCAGGCACAGGCACCCUGACUUCUCCCACAAUGCAGCCUGGCUGCCUUAACAAGGCAGUAGACACAGCUCUGCUAUCUGUGAAGCAAGAGCCACCAGACCCUGAGGAGGAGAAAGAAGAGAACAAGGAUAACUGUGUCUCUCAAUCAGCCCCAGAAGAGGAAACAGGAGGGGCUGGCACGCCUGUGAUCACGGAGAUUUUCAGCCUGGGUGGAACCCGCUUCCGGGACACAGCAGUCUGGUUGCCAAGGUCCAAGAAACUUAAAAAUCCUGGAGCUAGAAAGCAAUAAACUGGAGACUUCUGCAGACUGUAGGAUUCAAGGUGAUACUUGCAGAGCGGCUUUGAGAGACACCCUGAUGUACUAGAGGCUGGGUGGUAGACUGGUUGAAGGGCUGGUGUAUGGAUCAACUGUAGGAAGAAAGCUAGCAAACCAAGGAGCAGGCCCACUUAGUACUUAGAAUUUAAAGGAAGUCAGUAGAAGUUGGUCAUCUGUUCUUCCUGGGCUCCUGAGCACAAUGAGAAGUUGUACGAACGGGAGGAGGAGCUGGGGUGAGGAAGGAAUGUAAUUUAAAGUCACCACAAAGAACCUAACCAAGCCAUCUUCAUCAAUGAUAUGAAGUGGCUCCUGGAUGGGACUGGCAGUGUCUCAACAUUAUCUCAGGGAGACAGGAGUUGAAAAUGCUAUGUCAAUAAAGGAGGAAAGGAAAGGGACCACUGUUUGAUGAGCUCCUGUGGACCAACUACUUUAAUCCCGAAAACAGUCUUUUAAGGAAGAUAUUGUGCACUUUUGCAGGUGAGGAAACUGAAACUCAAAAGAUACUAACUUUUCCAGUGUCAAUUAGAAUUGGUAGAGCUUAGAAUCGUACCCAGAGUAUAAAGCUUUGUUCUUUAAGCUGCUGAACUGUUAACUGCAAUCCUGUGUGCAAUUAUGUUACAAUAUUUCAGUAACAGUGUUUUUAGUAGCUUUCAAAAUACACAGUGGAUUUCAAUAAGCACUGUAAUAAACCUUUUAUACUUUUGCCUCUAGCAUGGUUUAGGGAAUGCUAAGGCUGUAUGUAGGUGGGCUUGUCAGAGAACCUGUUUAUUCUCAAACUGGAUUCCCCACAGACUGCAGAUGGUGCAUAGGAUUCUUCAAAGCCUAAAGAUUAUUCCUACCUACCACUUUCUCUUUGUUUUGCCUGUUCCCUGACCUCAGUCAGAGCAGUGUUUGGAACUGAACUUGCCUGACUGGCUAUAAUUUCCUGACAAUUAACAUCUUCUGUCCUCUGAGGACCCUUGUGCAUGAUUCUUGCCCCCAGCUCAAGUAUCCUGACACAAGUCCUGUCCUAAGGACCAGUCUUGGCUUAGCUCUACCUCACUCUCAAAUCUUCUUUCAUUGCCAGAAAGACAUGUAAUUUGUUACUUAGCCACCUUUAUAGUGCCAGAACUGGGUGAGUGCCUCCUUAAAUUUUAUAUCCUAUGGUAUCCCUUGCCUCACCUUAUUCCUGGCCCUGCAACUUUUAGUAAUUCAGAUAAAGAUUAUCCCUUUUAUUUUUUUUAAGACAGGAUUUUCAUUUAUAGCUCAGAGUGGCUUUGAACUCACUUUGUAGCCCUGGCUAGUUUCAAACUCAUAAUACUUCUCCUGCCUCUGCCUUCCAGGUUCUAGUAUCUCCCAUUUCUAGUUCACAAGAUUCAGCUGUCUGCCACAGUUUUCUUCCUUUGCCCGCUUUACCUAGUUCUGUCCUGGCCAAGACUGGAUAAUCUUAUGAUGCUCUGGUCCCACUAGGAUCCAAUCACUGAACUCUAGUAUUCUGAUAGUGAUGUUCUAAGGGAAAUGUAUUUCCUUGACAUGCCAGUGGAGGGAAGAGUUUGAUUACUGUGUGUGUUAAUUAGGAUACAGAACCACUAAGACAAAGAUGAUGUAUGUGAUUAUUUAGAGAAAUUCAGCCUUACAUGAUGGUGGGUACUGGCUACACAGUCUCUGGUAAGCCUGUUAAUUCUACAUGUAAGGCUGGAGCUUGAAGUCUGCAGGACAGGCAGUUGGGAAGGGAAGAUGAAUGUAAACUGUGGGAGACCCAGGACACAUUGGAGUCCACAAGCAGAAGUUGGGACCCACAAGUGUGGCCUGGAGCCCAAGUCAGUUUCUCACCACCUCCAGCUUCGAUGAUAAGGGUGUCCUGCAGAAGCUAGCACCCUUCCUCACAGAGUUAAAUAUUCACCUGGUCCAGGAUUAGAGAAGCUGAAGGAAGAUCCCAGGGGAGGCGGAGCAGGGGCAGGCCUAGCUCGAGGCCUAACUGCUGCCCCACACCAAUGAGGUGAGCCAGCAGAUAACUGCCAUCACUCAUGAACUGCUGAACUGCGACAGCGCCUCAUCUCCACACCAACCUUCCAAGAGUACAAAUCCCAGUAUGCUGCUGCAUCACUUCUGUCCUCCACUUAUCAGGCACAAUGUGCAACCAGAAGCAUAUGGGAAGGGAGUUCCAGGACAUGGCCCCACCAUGGUAUAUAGCCAUCCUACCAUGAAUCCGCUCCUGAAGGUCUUAUUACUCACCUGAGGAUAAUUUGAUAAAGCUGUAUUGUUGAAAAUACAAAGCUGAAGACCAUGGAUUUCCUGGUGACUCCAGCAAGAAAAGAAAUCCUGUCAAGCCCACGCAGAAGAAACUUUCUGGUCUUGUUAACCUGGCCCAUAGUAGGCAUUGUACUUAAUACUAGGCUAUAGGGAGGAAAAAGAGUCCAUCCAGCCUCAUUAGAUGCACUCAUGUAUUACAAGCAGUGAAUGGUCCUCCAACUUUAUCAUGGACUUUAAUGAUGAAAAUAUACAAUCCAGGCAACUUUGGGAAAGCCAGCUCUUGUGAGAAUCUUGUUGGGGCACAGUAAAUGUUGGAAAUAAUUUAAAUAAUUUCUACUUCUAAGCUGUUAUAUUUUAAAACAAUUUUUAUUGUUCCAUUUACUGAUCUAUAUUCUUAGUGUUUCUUUGGGGAAGAUUAUGGUGACGGUAUCAGUGUUGGCUACCGUGAAGGGGCUAAGAUUCUGGGAGACAGAAUGAAGCACAGUUUUAUCACUUCUCUAGACCUCCAAGUAUGAUGAAUGAGACCCAUCACUGGUGUUGAGUUUCCUGGUGCUGGACAUGGUUCCAGCCCUUCAACCUCCUUAGGGACCCUCCAGGCGUGUGGGGCUAUUGUGUGGGUUCUGACCUUGGUGGUACCCAGCAACCAAAAGUCACUGGCUUUCAUUGGGCUGAGUUCCCCUCUCUGGAGUGAUGAAACAGGCAGAACUGAACCGGAGUUCCUAUGAAGCUGGCCUCGAGGGAGCUCCCAGCAUGAUGAGCUUGGGGCCGAUGCUGGGAUCUCCCAGGGCGGCUGCACAGCCCCAGCUGGUCUCCCUGUGGCCUUUGCCAACCCCAGCAGAACCCUCUGGGGAUGGGCAACUCUGAGACACUGCGCAAGCGCCCCUGGAUAUUAAAUGGCCUUUCCCAAGAAGUUCCCCUUCUCAGAGAGUAUGAGGGGGGGCUGUGGGUGUUUCUAUCCGGACAGAUACCAGGAGGUACAGAGAUGCAAAAGCCCUUCCUCAGGACACAAGGGAACCCAGACGGUUGCCUAAUUUCCUUUUUUUGUUGUUGUUUGUUUGUUUGUUUGUUUCAGGAUACAUAAACUCUUAGCAGUAAAUGAAAAUGAGUAUUUUACUGAACUACAGUUGAAAGAAGAAGCAUUGUAGGAG